This is a messenger RNA of Fusarium mangiferae, 4530 nucleotides long. RefSeq lists its product as uncharacterized. Gene Ontology annotation, cellular component: mediator complex. Lineage: Eukaryota; Fungi; Ascomycota; Sordariomycetes; Hypocreales; Nectriaceae. Gene Ontology annotation, molecular function: transcription coregulator activity. Bases 1 to 4530 code for a protein of 1509 amino acids. The transcript is spliced from 4 exons. Gene Ontology annotation, biological process: regulation of transcription by RNA polymerase II. The record is from RefSeq and is a predicted model, not a curated record.
AUGACCUCGCGGACCACAAUCGGCGCCCAUCCGCGGCCGCCUCAGCGUUCCGUGAGCUCAUCGUCGUUACCCGUCCAGCGCCCCCCGCCGCAGCGAUCAUUAUCACAUCAGCAGCAGUUUAUGGCGGCCGCCUCACCAGUUCGAAAAGAUGCUUCUUUCAUCGAUUUAACCGCCGACGCCGGCGAUGCUACCCCUAAUCGUUAUCACACAACACCUAGAAGAGGCGGCUCACGUCUUCGGCUUGAGUUGUCACACAACGCUUCGUCUGGUUCCUUACCUACAUCCGAAUCGCCGCAGUCUCUUACACCCUCGCGAAUACCCAAUUCCGAUCCCUUUCAAGCUAUGGUCGGCAGCCCUGCCGACAGCGCCAGCUCAACUUUGAUGCCGAUGCCGACACGUCGACCAGUAACUUCACAGCCGAGAUUUGCUCCUCGAAUUACAGCGACAGGGCCUGCGCCAACCAAGAAAGAUGCCCGGCCAAAACCAUACACCGUCGAGAUUCCCUCCGUCGCGCCACGAUACUUCUCAGCCAAUCGACCCGAAACCGCAGUACGAAAUCCCGUCGACCCUUUCAGCAAAGGUCUCAACUCUGGAUACGCCGAUUUCUUCCCCUGGAAUGGAGCCCAUUAUGAAGACGAGUGGAGCAGCGAAGCGAUCACCAAAGGAACAUGGGAUAAGGUGAACUUGAAUGUUCCCGAAACUUCGUCUGCUAAGCUUGCCAUCUUCCCAGCUCUGAAGCAAAAGACUGGCCUGAAUGCAUUGUCUACUAUUUUUAUGGGGGUUCUGACUCAGCGCAGACAUAGAGGACAGAUCAAUGCGCCCUCGACUUUCAAACCACCGCCUCGAGUCACACUUACGGAUACGAAGAGAGAGGUUUGGCUCAAGGACCUUGCGAAUCCCGCGAUAUCUCUAAGACGCCUCAGCCGAACAAUUCCCCACGGAAUUCGCGGAAGAACGCUACUCGAUCAAUGCCUGAACAAGAAUGUUCCCGCCGAACGAGCUGUUUGGUUAGCAAAGUGUGUCGGUGCCAAUGAGAUCAGGGGGUUGAAGAGGAAGGGUGUCAAUGGUGCCUUUGUUAUGGGUGGUGAACUGAAAUGGGCUCGCGACUGGACCGUUUUUGUUGAGCAAUUUGUCGAUGCCGUUGUUGCUGGGUUUGGUGAGAACGACUGGAAGAAUCGAGUCACAUAUGCCAUCCGCUUAGCAACGAACCUUUACUCAGAGCAGUUGCUAGAUCGAGAUCAUUACCUUGACUGGGUUGUGUCUGGAAUUGAGAAUAGCCUUCAGUCGCGUAUUCCCAUGUGGCUUCUCAUCGCUCAGAUUUACUGGAAAGACCUUCUCAGGUCACGCAAGUAUGGUCGCAGGCUUGUUUUUGCUCUGCUCAGCCACUUGCAUGUGAUAUCCAACGACCCUGAUAAGGAUCUUCUUGUGCAACUCUCCAGUAAACUGUCAGCUUUGCUCGGCUCACUAAUUCGUUCCAACCCAGAGAGCUUCAUCAACCCCGGAGCCUGGUCAACGUACAAGGAUACUUUACAUGUUUGUCUGCGUUCUGAUGAUGAGCAGGCUCGAAAGUCACUGCAUGCCAUUAAUUCACGAAACUCAGGCCUGGUAGUGUCUAGUACCGCUUCUCCUCCUGCCGGGCGGAGUCAGCUAGUCAAGUUGCUUGAUGCUGCCUUGAAAGAGUCUAGCGGUAACCAUUUAGCCGCAGCAUGCUGGGCAACGAGUGAGAACAAGGCUUUGAUAAUGAGGACAGUAGUUGAGUGGGCAACUUCGUUCCAUCGUCCAGGUUUGGCCAAGGUCUAUGCCGCAGCCCGCUUAAUUCGGCAAUGGAGCCAAUUUCGUGUGAACCCUACCACUCCCAUUCUCGAGACACUCGACAACAUCGCCCCCAAUGACAAGGCACGGAAGAACCUCGUAUAUCACCUCGUUACGGAGCUCGUUCGAACCGGUCACUUCUCCGUCUCUCAAUAUAUGCAGUGGACUAUCGCUCGUGGUGGUUAUCAUUGUGCCGCGGAAAUCGACCCGGUAUCAGGUCUGUGUUCUAGCAGGUUACUGGUCGAACUUCCGCUUCAUGCUCUAUCUGAGAAGAAAAGGGCUGAAAGAGGCAACUUAUUAAGACGAGCUGGCAACUAUUCGGUCGCUGAGGAGGAACAAGAUAUCACCAAUGCCAUCAGGGUCGUGAAACAUGUCGUGGGGCUCCCCUUACUGUCAAAUGAUCCGUUGUCAGGACGAAAGCCAAUGUCGCUCAAGAGGCUGUUGCAACGGAUCGGCGGUAGCAGUACUGCUUUCCUCAUGAAAGGUCACUCUUUAUCUCUGACUAUGUUCACCGCUGUUCGAGACAUUAUGGAAACGACCGAAGAUUACGCCAUGUUAUCCGACAUUCUUGGAGCUUGCGCGAAGACCGCCGAUUCUGACGUUCUGGCGUCCGUUGCCGACACUGUCCAUUCAAACUUGCAAAUAUUCUACGCCAUGGAUAGCGCAGAUGAACUGUUUAGCGGUCUGACCGAGCGCCUUAGAAUGAUGAACGAGGAGCAAAGACAAGUUCCGCGACCGCUACUUGCUGCUCUUGACAGCCUUGCCCAACGCAUGGCUGGUCAUGAGGUGAUUGCCAGCCAACUUCGCCAAGAACUCGUUCAAAAUGAUCGCAACAACGCUAUUGAUGCUUGCUCGCCGGUUUCCGACAUCGUGGCAACUCCCUCUCACCAAGCUGAAAACAAUGUGGCCGAAGAAGUAGAGAAAACACUUUCCAGUGGAACACGAUUGGACCCUCCAACAAUGAACAAGCUUUUCAGAAUGAUAAUCCCUGCUCUUGAGCGCGGGUGGGAGAAGGAGGACGAUACGCGCCGGGUGUUGGCAACUUUGCUCGCGAGAAUACGAGUUUUUGAUGCUCACCAUUUCGAUAAACUAAUGACCGACUGGACAAGUCAUAUUCGUUCGAUAUCGAACCGCUCCCCCCUUUCUACUUUGUUCCCACUUCUUAUCAUUACAGGGUGUCUGACAAUGCCUAUCAUAAUGAGCACCGCAAGCCCUCCGUUCGCGAAUAUCCAGAGUCCUACCCCAGAUUCGUCCAGAGGUCCUACGACAUACUUACAAGAACUCUUACAACUCGUCAUCAUGCCGCUUCCCCAGGGAACAGGGCUUGUGGCUGAGGAAAGCUACCGUUUUCAUACCGAGCAAAAGUGCGCCAAAUUUGAGCAGUCCAAAGGAUUGCUGAAUCUUGUUCGCAACGCUUUGCUCGAGUACUCGGCUGUCAGAAAUCAUGUCUGUGGCACCGAGUUUCCCCUUGGCAAUAUCGAGUGCCAGGAAAGUCUGCUUGAGACCUUACGAACUCUUGUUCUGGUGGAUUCCUCCGCCGUCUCAAAUGCUUUAGGCAUCAAAGCGCUUCCUGCUGAAGCUGUCGGUCUCGUCCGCAAGGUGACCACGAAACUUCUGAUUCCUGGAGACUCGGGCGAUACUCAAAUCUCGUUCGAUCAUAUCUUGCAGAUUGCCAACGAGUUGACGCUGCCGUUCUGCCAGCUGAAGCUUAACUUGGAUCUGUCAUUGCCACAGCCCAGCGUAAAUGAGGGACAAGAUCAGAGUUCCUCUCGCUUCGAGAUCUUUGCCAGGGCGAUGGAUCGAGCCAUUGAAGCAGGCAACAUCAUGUGGACCAGCUUAUUACCUUGUUUGAGUGACGACAUUACCCAGCAUCUCAAGACACAGGCUCAAACGGGAUUUCUCGACUUGAUCCCUUCAUCGAAGGCUCCUGAAUUUGUCGACACUGGGUCACGGCAGUCCCUUCGCAUGGCCGAGAACUUGCUAGAAGUAGUGGAGGCUAUUAUCUCCGGCCAGGCUCCCCCUAAGAUGGCACAGUUAUCGUUGGGCAUGGUCGAAAAGCUGACAGACCUGUGGGAAAUCGUUGCAGCAGGGCCUCAGGAGCGUCCCAACUGCCACGCCGUCGUUUUACAGCAUUGGCUGCCCGCUAUGCUUCGCUUUGUGAACCUUCAUAGCUUGUCGUCCGAGCCACCAUCAGCCCCUCUUCCCACGGCUUCGGCGACACGGCCUCCUAUCCCACCCGUGCAUGAUGUUCGAGCACGCAUUGUUCUUGUGCUUUGCGGCCUGCUGCUUGACUUAGAAACACAGCCGCCAGCUACUGUUGGCUCCCUUGUCCAGCAGGUCUUCGACAUCGCCAUCCUCCUGGUAGAUGCCCUGCCCGAGGAAUUGCGAGCCAACUGUGCCAGGGCCAUUCUGUUAACUCCAGGCGGGAUGCCCAGCCAGGGAACAUCAUCUGACCCUCGACUUUACUAUUUAUUCAGCUCACCACCACCGUCCCCGUCAGACAAUAUUAUGCUCUCCCACCGAGAAAAGGCGGCAACGCCCCAGAGUGCUGCCGCCCGUGGUAUGGGCGCGCAAUAUGGCAUCGGGCCAGUAGUCCAGGAGCGUCUGAGCCCCUUCAUUCUCCGUCGCUGGGAGGUGCUUAGUGAGCCGACUCCCAAUGUUGGCGAGAACGAUACAAGCUUAAGUCUAGGUCUUUUUGAAGCUAUCAAGCUUCAGUGA